Sorex fumeus (smoky shrew) is the source of this 822-nucleotide messenger RNA. It is a transcript of the gene ERP27, whose product is annotated as endoplasmic reticulum protein 27. The transcript is spliced from 7 exons. The coding region runs from base 1 to 822 and encodes 273 amino acids. Gene Ontology annotation, biological process: protein folding; response to endoplasmic reticulum stress. NCBI's taxonomy places the organism in Eukaryota, Metazoa, Chordata, Mammalia, Eulipotyphla, Soricidae. The record is from RefSeq and is a predicted model, not a curated record. Gene Ontology annotation, cellular component: endoplasmic reticulum.
AUGGAAGCCGCCCUGUCCAGAUGUUUCCUUCUGAUCUUUCUCUUCACCUGUGGACUGUCCCAGAACGUGGCAGCAGAGGUUCAGGGAUUCUCAGAUGGUGCCAGUGCCACCCAGGAACCCACAAGGCUCACAGAUGUCCCAGCUGCCAAGAAGUUCAUCGCUGCUGCCGAAGUGGCAGUAAUUGGCUUCUUCCAGGAUUUAGAAAUACCAGUUGUACCCAUGCUCCACAGCAUGGUGCAAAAGUUCCAAGAUGUACCAGUUGGCAUCAGCACUGAUUCGGAGGUCCUGGCCCACUUCAACAUCACGGAAAACACCAUUUCUCUCUUUCGGCAGGUGGAUGGUGAGCAGCUGAAGCUGGAAAGUGAAGACAUUGAAAGCAUUGACGAGACCAAAUUAAGCCGUUUCAUCGAGAUCAACAAGCUCGGCUGGGUGACAGAGUACAAUCCUGUGAGUGUGAUUGGCCUGUUUAACAGUCAGGUUCCUAUUCAUCUUCUACUCAUGAUGAAAAAGGGAUCCCCAAAGUUUGAAGAAAGCUUGCACAGAUAUCAGGAGGCAGCUAAGCUCUUCCAAGGGAAGAUUCUUUUUGUUCUGGUGAACAGUAGUGUGAAGGAAAAUGGGAAGGUGAUAUCAUAUUUCAAAUUAAAGGAGUCUCAACUCCCUGCUUUGGCAAUUUACCGAACUGAAGACGAGGCAUGGGACACUCUGUCCAUAGAUGACAUCUCAGUAGAACGUGUGAAGGACUUUUGUGAUGGUUUCCUAGCAGGAAAAUUGUUGAGAGAAAAUCUUGCAUCAGAAGAGAAGGCUCCAAAGGUGGAACUCUGA